GCGGCGGUGGCGGUCGGGGCGGGCGCAGCGAGUGGGCCGCGCGCCGCCGCCAUGGGCUUCGGGGACCUAAAGUCCGCCGCGGGCCUCCGCGUCCUCAAUGACUUCCUGGCCGACAAGAGCUACAUCGAGGGGUACGUCCCUUCGCAGGCUGACAUAGCAGUCUUCGAAGCGAUCGCUGCCCCGCCGCCUGCAGAUUUGUUCCAUGCUCUCCGGUGGUACAAUCAUAUUAAGUCGUAUGAAAAGCAAAAGGCAAGCUUGCCAGGAGUAAAGAAGGCGUUGGGAAAAUAUGGUCCUGCUGAUGUUGAGGACACGACAGGUGCAGCCACAGAUAGCAAAGAUGAUGAUGACAUUGACCUUUUUGGAUCUGAUGAUGAGGAGGAAAGUGAAGAAGCAAAGAAACUGAGGGAAGAGCGUCUGGCCCAGUAUGAAUCAAAGAAGUCCAAAAAACCAGCUGUUGUUGCCAAGUCAUCGAUCUUGCUUGAUGUGAAACCUUGGGAUGAUGAGACAGACAUGGCCAAACUAGAGGAGUGUGUUCGAAGCAUUCAAGCAGAUGGCUUGGUCUGGGGAUCUUCCAAGCUAGUACCUGUUGGCUAUGGUAUCAAAAAGCUUCAGAUCCAGUGUGUUGUUGAAGAUGAUAAAGUUGGAACAGAUAUGCUGGAAGAGAGAAUAACAGCUUUUGAAGAUUAUGUACAAUCAAUGGAUGUAGCUGCUUUCAAUAAGAUUUAAGUCUUGAUAUAUCUAGAAUAAAUGUUGUUGCAAAAAAUGUGCAGUGUCUCUGCUUGUUUCAGAAUCUUAGCGUAAUCCAG
Hirundo rustica (Barn swallow) is the source of this 806-nucleotide messenger RNA. It is a transcript of the gene EEF1B2, whose product is annotated as eukaryotic translation elongation factor 1 beta 2. Gene Ontology annotation, biological process: translational elongation. Gene Ontology annotation, cellular component: eukaryotic translation elongation factor 1 complex; cytosol. NCBI's taxonomy places the organism in Eukaryota, Metazoa, Chordata, Aves, Passeriformes, Hirundinidae. The record is from RefSeq and is a predicted model, not a curated record. The transcript has 6 exons. Bases 52 to 726 code for a protein of 224 amino acids. Gene Ontology annotation, molecular function: guanyl-nucleotide exchange factor activity; translation elongation factor activity.